Amborella trichopoda is the source of this 4949-nucleotide messenger RNA. Lineage: Eukaryota; Viridiplantae; Streptophyta; Magnoliopsida; Amborellales; Amborellaceae. The record is from RefSeq and is a predicted model, not a curated record.
UUCAUUUCUGGUUUUCUAAGUCAGAUCUGACUGCAUUUUGGUUGAAUUCCUGAAAUGGGUCAGUUAGCGUUUUGCCUUCUUGUCUGGGUCCUUUUGGUUGCUUUUCCUAUGAAAUAUGCAAAUUUGGGAUUUAUCUGCUUGUCUUUGUGGAUCAUUUUGGUCGAGUAGCUGAAGAAUAGCGUGAAAUAUGGUGUUAACUGCUGUGCUGUAAUGUAAUUGGUGUUUUAUCUGCUCUGUCUAGAUAAUUUUUGCAGUUUCCUGAAUUGUUUCAAUUGAUCAACUUGUGUGAUGUAUAUAUAUUAGGCUAACUUUUAUCUUCUGUAUAUAUAUUGGCAUGACUUUGUACAUUGGUGAUUGGUGUUAAAGCCUCUGCUUCCUAGGCUUCUGCUUGUGUGUUUUAGGUUCUGUUUUUAGACCACAUUUCUGUACAGCACGUCAACCCAGAGGUUUUCUCAUUUUCAACUGAGAGGCCCGACCUGUGGGUCCUCUCCUUCUAUCAGUGUAUCUUUUCUCCCCUUUAAUUCAAUGUUAACUUUAUCAAAAAAAAAAAAACUUUUAUCUUCUGUUUUCUGGCGAUGCUUUCAUUUUUUCUGCUGAUGCUUUCAUUUUUUGAUAUCCAUUUAGAGUUUUGAACUGUUUACAUAAAUAAUAUCUGUUCACAUUUUGGGAUUUUGGGACCAUUUUGGAGAUUUGAACAGUUAAAUAUAUAAGUAGUAUCUGCUCGUUUCGGUGUAAAAAGGUAAUUCCUCAUACAAUGUUAGAGGUCUAUGGAUGUUUUAAUGAAUUUCCCAUGUUAAAAUGCAAAUUUGAGUUUUAUAAUUCCGUAUUUCAUUUUCUUGGAUUGUGUUGGAAGAUUUGUCAUAUGUAACACUUGAAAGGGGGAUUUUUCUGCUUGUGUUGGGUAUGUGGUUAGUUAGUUUGGAGGAUCUUGCAAUACAAUGGAUAUGGUUGUUUCAUUAGUUAUGUUUGUUUUUGUUUUAUUGUAGUUUGUAUAGAUUGGGGAGCACACCCUUUUUGUUUUUUGUUUCACAACAUUGUUUUCGUAUUUGCAAUAUUAUUAUGUUUAUUGAAAGGGUAAUGUGUUUCUGUUCAUGCUUUGAUGUUUACAGAACAGAACUUAGGAAUCUGGUCUUCUGUUCAUCUCUGUGUUUCUGGUAUAAAAUUUAUAUCUCAUAACCUUUUUAAGAGCUUUUGAUGGCGUCUUCAUGAAACCCUACAAGUUCCUUUUACAGUGAAGUAUCUCUCUAUGGAGAGGGGAACAUUUUCUCACUUGUGAAACCAUGUGUCAACAUUCAUCCGAGAUUAAUAAUUAUAAGUGUAUUUGAUUACUAUAUGUUUUUUGACAUUCAUAUUGAGAUAUCAACACAGAAUACAGCUCUUGUACUGUGUUUAGAAUAUUAGAUUUGGAGACUGAAAAUUAUAUAGAUGGGACUGUGGGACCUUUUCAGUGUGUCAUGUUCAUUAAAACAGAUAGCUGAGAUUUGAUUCCUUUAGAUGGAGUGCUCUAGAAAGUGAUUGUUAGUAACUUUGUUGACAAUUAAGUGAUUCUUAGUAACUUUGUUGACAAUCUUAUAUUGUUUUGUACAUUAACUAUGCUAAGAAAUUCUUUCUUAUAAUUCUUUCUUAUAUCAGUUCUUGAUUAUUUUUUAUAAAUUCUUAAUGUGAUAUACAAAAAGAAGUGGGCGAAGUGGCAAAUGUGACUUAUUUUGAUAAGUCAAAUGAGUACAAUGUAUUUUUUUUUUAAUUUAAUGUGGGGAUAUGUGCUGCAGAUGAUUACCUGUAUACAUAUAUUUCAUGCUUUGUACACCCUAGUGAUUGUUGGUCCCGGAUUUUUCUUUUUGAGUUUAUUUGGAUAUAGGUAAAUUGCGACAGUUUUUAAGUGCUUACGAAAUUGGUGUUUGUUAAGGUACCUGAAAAUAUUGAUAGGGUUGUCUCCGAACCAGCAUUCAGUUUUGUGGACCUGAAUGUGCUUUUCUUGCCUUGCAUAAAAAGGAACUUUUGUUUUCCCUAGUAUUUUCAGAUGGGAAAUCUAUGAUGAAAAAAACUCUGUUGUGUGUCCUUAUGCCAUGCUAAGCUGCCACCGUUUUUCAAUUUUAACUUUGCCCUACUAAAAAAGGGCUGCUUGUCCUAUUAUCUUUGUGGGAAGAUCUAAAAUUAUAUUAUCAGCAAACAAAUUAAAUUGCCUUUUAGGUGCAGAUGCGAGGCAGAUGCCAGAAGUACCCUGCGAAAAGUUUGAAAUUGAGUCGAGGAUGGUGGGAAAACUUGGAAAGUAGCUUUGGUUUUUAUGACAAGACAAUUUUUUUAAUGCUUAUCUACUUUUUGACUGGCAUUUCGUGCAUUUGGUAUUGAACUUAUGUAGUAUGGCAGAUCAGAGUAAUUCGAAAUGCAUUUGUUUGUUGUAUGGUGCUUUUUAGGAUUUCUAAUUUUUUUUGUGAAAUAUGUUAACUUGAUUUCUAAUAUUUGAGAACUACUUCUUGUGUCAAUUGGUAAAUGUUGUUCUCAUGUUGCGGGGGCCAUUUAGUGAAUUUUGCUCUAUUAUAACUGCUGUUAUAUACUCAUUAGGAAAGUGCGUAAUGCAGUAAGCAGGCUUAUUUGUUUUUUAUCCAUGUGUUCUUGGAAUUAGUUGGAAGGGUUGUAGACUUGAAGUUUCUUAGUCACUUGCGGUGUUCGAUUUGUUUAAUCUAUAAUUGGAAAGGAGCUCAACUUUUUCAUCCUUGAUAUUUCAGAGUUCUUUGCUUAAUAGGAUUUUCUGAAGAUGUGUUCCUCUUGCUAUCAGGAGAGGAUGUUUUGGCCCUUGCUCUCUUGUGUCAAUCUUUAGUAGCAACCUUGUUACGAAGAUAUGUGCAAUAUGCCUUGGGAUGAUGAAGCCGGGCAAUGGGCAUGCCAUCUUCACAGCAGAGUGCUCCCACUCCUUCCAUUUUAACUGCAUUGCCUCCAGCUUCAAGCAUGGCAACCGCCUCUGUCCUAUGUGCCGGGCCAAAUGGAAAGAUAUUCCCUUCCAAUCCCCCUCUCCUUCUGACCCCCUCCAUCGUAGGUCCCGUGUCAACCCCUUGGUGGUGGAACCUGCCACCUCUUUUCCUGACCUUAACCCCCACCUUUCUCCUCACCGAACCCACUACGACCCCACCGACCCUUACACAACCCUUGAGCCCGAGCCUGACUCCUUCUCUGAUGACGAGCCCUUAGAGCUCACCACCGAGCCCAGUACUGAGCUUGCCGCUGUAUCAAGAAGCCGAGAAGCCAUGACCAUUGAGACCCACCUUGAGUUCCCAGCUGUACCUGCUUCUGAAGCAUCUGAUGCUUUCACUGUUUUGGUUCACCUACGAGCCCCAUGCCUGGCCUUUUCCGGUGAGUCCCUUGACCGGGUCCCAAUUGACCUGGUCACUGUGCUCGACGUGAGUGGUAGCAUGGCAGGCACAAAGCUCGCUUUGCUAAAGCGAGCUAUGGGUUUCGUGGUCCAAAACCUUGGGCCCACCGAUAGGCUGUCUGUUGUGGCAUUCUCGUCAAAUGCAAGGAGGCUGUUCCCUUUGACAAGGAUGAGUGAGCAGGGGCGGCAGAGGGCUCUGAUGGCGAUCAAUGGGUUGACAUCGUGCGGGGGUACCAAUAUUGUGGAUGGGCUGCGGCAUGCGGCCCGCGUGCUUGAGGAGCGGACACGAGCUCGCAACCCCGUCUGCAGCCUUGUGCUCCUCUCCGAUGGGCAGGACACCUACAACUCUGUAGGUGCCUCCCCCCACAGCUCCACCCCCUCUGACCAGAUCCUCUCUCUCCUCCCUCCCUGUCUCAAGCGGGCCUCACACGAGGGUUUGGCUAACGUCCCAGUUCACACAUUCGGGUUCGGCUCUGAUCAUGACGCCAAUUGCUUGCACUCCAUAUCUGAGGCCUCUGGGGGGACUUUCUCAUUCAUCCAGGCUGAGUUGGCAAUCCAAGACGCAUUUGCUCGGUGCAUUGGUGGUCUACUUAGUGUUGUGCUGCAAGAGCUCAGGGUGGAGGUGGGACGUGCCUCACCGGGAGUGAGCAUUGCAUCGGUGCAAGCAGGUAACUACACGAGCACGGUGAGUGACGACUCAGGAAUGGCCACCGUGCAUUUUGGUGAUCUCUAUGCUGAGGAGGAAAGAGAUUUCUUGAUUCAGUUGAGGCUGCCCUCUCUCUCUCUACCCUCCGAUGAGCCUGUGGGGGUCCUGAAAGUUGGUUGCUGGUACAAGGACCCCGUGACUUUUGCAGUCAUGAGAGCAGAGGGUGAAACGGUCAGUAUUCCCCGGCCGGUAAGUGUGGGGCCUGACCAAAGGCUCACUUGUGUGAAGGUGGACCGGCAGCGGAACCGGCUACGGGCUGCCGAGAGCAUUGCCGAAGCACGGGAGAUGGCAGAGCGUGGUGAUUUUGAGGGGGCCCAUGAGGUGCUUGCACGGCGGCAGGCAGCUAUCCGUGCUUCACGGGCUGCCUGUGCUGGUGACGGGCUCUCGGGGCUCCUCGAUGUCGAGCUCGGGCGCAUGCGGGACAACAUGGCGACCCAACGUGUGUACGAGCAAUCAGGGAGGGCAUAUGCUCUUUCAGGUUUGAGCUCGCACUCAUGGCAGCGGGCAACAACGAGAGGGGGAGGCGAUAGCAGUGAGGGGUAUCAGACGACAGCAAUGACAGAGAUGCUCGCAAGGUCGCAAACGCUAACAUUUGCGUCGGCAUCGGUGUCGCUUUCAGCUCCAUUGCCCCCAGAGGGGGUCCCACGCCGGAGGCUAGCGCCGACGAGGUCGUGCAAGAUGCCGUCAAGGCGGUGGGGCGGGUGAAUAAAUAUUUGUCUUUUGUCUAUUUGUUUGUGAUUUUUGUUUUUCUUUUCUUUGGGGGGUAAUUUUUGGAUCUAUGAUUUUUGUCUUCCUUUUCGCUAAGCGAAUCUCUGAAUUUUUUGUGGUUGUAUAUAGAAGAAAACAUAAGGGGAAUUAUGGCAUCAUUGAGUUUCU